Molecule: messenger RNA, 2525 nt
Organism: Lycium ferocissimum
Lineage: Eukaryota; Viridiplantae; Streptophyta; Magnoliopsida; Solanales; Solanaceae
Product: silicon efflux transporter LSI2-like
Exons: 4
Coding region: 767-2413 (548 amino acids)
Biological process (GO): transmembrane transport
Cellular component (GO): membrane
Source: RefSeq, a predicted model, not a curated record
CUCAUUUUUCUGAUGUUCUUUAAGUUUGACCCCUUCUUGCUUAGGUUCGUAGUUUCCCAAUUCUUGUUAUACAAAUAUAGAUCUUCAGGUCCUUUUGAGCUAUGAAAGAAACUGAACUUACCCUUUUCGAGUGUCUGUUUAGGAAUUUCUACCUUUUACAACAAAUAUCCAACUUCCAAGGAGACACCCCACAAAAUCAAGAUUGAUUUAUUGUUUUGUAUUUUGAUGGUGUGAAAAUACCGUAAGGAUGUGAUUGUUAAGUAGUUUGGGUGUUGGCAAGAAUGCAUUUCCUUAUCUGUAAUGGGAUUUGACUCAAUGAUCUUGAAGGAACCCUUUAGCUACUAAUCUAGCCUGGAAUUUUAUUUGGUGAUUCAUUUAAUCUUGAUGUGUUACCGGAGCUAUAGAGGACGCUAAUGGGUUCUGAUAGUUUUUUGUGAACCGAUAUGCUGUUUUUUCUAGAAUUCGUAACCCCAUAACCUCAAAAUUCUAGCUCCGCCUCUGGGUUUCUGCAACUUAUAGAAAGAACUCACUUGCAUCUUGGAACUGUAUACCAGUGAAAAUAGUCAUUGCUUUCUGCAGAUUGCCUAUUUCUCUUCAGAAGAUGUGUUAAUGGAAUAUGCUUAAUUCUUGUUUCUCAAAUUUGAAGAUUUUACCAAAUUCAAGGACAUUCAUUUCCUAGUAAAAUCGCUGCUUCUACCUGCCAAUGUUCUAACAAUCAGAAUAGUAUAACACCCAGAGAAGACUUGGACUUCACUCAGGUACAAAAAUGGCUAUGGCACCAACUGUUAAAGUGGUUCUUGGUUCAAUUGCCUUUGCUGUCUUUUGGGUACUGGCAGUUUUCCCUGCUGUCCCUUUCAUGCCUAUUGGAAGAACUGCAGGAUCUCUUCUUGGGGCUAUGCUCAUGGUUCUUUUUCGAGUCUUAACUCCGGAUCAAGCAUAUGCUGCUAUCGAUCUUCCCAUUUUAGGCCUUCUCUUCGGGACUAUGGUUGUUAGUGUUUAUCUAGAAAAAGCAGACAUGUUUAAAUACUUAGGUAAAUUACUGGCAUGGAAGAGCCAAGGAGCCAGGGAUUUACUUUGUCGAAUCUGCUUGGUUUCAGCCAUUUCAAGUGCCCUUUUUACCAACGAUACUACUUGUGUUGUUUUAACCGAGUUCGUAUUGAAAAUAGCUAGGCAACAAAAUCUCCCACCGCAUCCUUUCCUAUUAGCUCUUGCUUCAAGUGCAAAUAUUGGAUCUUCUGCCACGCCAAUUGGGAAUCCACAGAACUUAGUCAUAGCAGUACAAAGCAAGAUAUCUUUCGGGAAGUUUUUAUUUGGAAUUCUUCCUGCAAUGCUUGUUGGUGUAGUCAUUAAUGCUCUUUUGCUGCUUUGUAUGUAUUGGAAAUUGUUGUCUGUACAGAAGGAUGUCGAAGAUGCAACUGCUGAAGUAGUUCCUGAAGAAGAAGUAGUUUCCCAUCGUUUUUCUCCAGCGACAAUGUCACAUCUUAGUUCCUUGAAUUCUCAAGAAUUAAACAAUACAUUGGAUUCAAUUGCUAUCAGCAGCUCUCCUAGUGUCAAUGGUCACACAAAUCACGCCGAUACACUUAGAAAUCGUGCCAGUGUUGGAGAAAGUGAAAUACAAAAAGUCUCUAGCGGAGGAUUCGAUUCAUCUAGGAAUUCAAGUGCCUCAAAAGAAGGACUAAAUGAUGGAUCAAUACAGAAAAGAGAGGAGAAUAUUGUGUCUUCAAAAAGAGUUUCAUCUGUUGAUGAAUAUGAAGGUGAAAACUUCACGUCUUAUGACGAAAAGGGGAACUUUCCAAAAGUAUGGAAAAAUAUGUUGUGGAAAAUAUGUGUUUAUCUUGUUACCAUUGGAAUGUUAAUAGCUUUGCUAAUGGGCCUGAAUAUGUCAUGGACUGCUAUCACUGCAGCACUAGCUCUCGUGGUUCUUGAUUUCAAAGAUGCCAGGCCAAGCUUAGAAAAGGUUUCCUAUUCGCUUUUGAUAUUCUUUUGUGGUAUGUUCAUCACGGUUGACGGCUUUAACAAAACUGGGAUUCCAAGUGCUCUUUGGGAUUUUAUGGAGCCAUAUUCCAAGAUAGAUCAUGCUGCAGGAAUAGCAGUUCUUGCUAUGGUCAUAUUGGUCCUAUCAAAUGUGGCUUCAAAUGUGCCUACUGUCUUGCUGCUCGGAGGACGAGUUGCUGCUUCAGUAGCUGCAAUAUCUCCUGAUAGUGAGCAAAAGGCAUGGCUCAUCUUAGCAUGGGUCAGCACCGUGGCGGGGAACCUUUCACUCUUAGGCUCAGCGGCAAACUUAAUAGUAUGUGAGCAGGCUCGUCAGGCUCAACACUUUGGCUAUAAUCUCUCAUUCUGGAGUCAUCUCAAAUUUGGAGUUCCGUCUACGCUUAUUGUUACAGCCACAGGUUUGAUGCUCAUUCGAGGAUGACACAUAUUUUAGUCGCGGUUACUUGUGUUUUGAAGCUUCAAAUAGAUUGUCAAAUGCAACUAUCAUCCUUGUGUAUGGAAAUUUAUUUAUGAAAUGUACGGUUUUCUUAAAA